AUGAACUUGUUGAAUAUAAUAAUAUCCCUUUCUUCAAUAGUCUAUGCAAUAGACCUUGAUGUUCAUUCAUAUUCUUCACUUUGCGAUGCAAUUACCACAACAUCUCAAGCAGUACUAACCUACUAUGACGGGUUCAAGCCACUUGGGGUCGUUGGGGUCUUUGAGCCCCCAUAUUAUUGGUGGGAAGCUGGUGAAGCAUGGGGAGGAUUUAUAAAUGCCUGGUACUUUUGUCAAAAUGAUACUUGGCAAUCACUAAUCUACGAUUCAUUGAUGCAUCAACGUGGUUCGCACAAAGAUUAUGUCCCAGCAAACCAAUCUACAACCGAAGGCAAUGAUGACCAAGUAUUCUGGGGUAUUGCAGCAAUGGAAGCAGCAGAACGAAAUUUCCCAAACCCUCCGGAUGACGAGCCUGAUUGGCUUUCUUUGGCAGAAACUGUAGCUGACUCAAUGGAUUCUCGAUGGGAUACUCAAAAUUGCGGAGGGGGGCUCAGAUGGCAGAUUUUUACCUGGAAUAAUGGUUAUAAUUACAAAAAUACCGUAUCUAAUGGCGGGCUUUUCCAUUUGGCAGCAAGAUUGGCAAGAUACACUACAAAUGAUAAUUACCUUGAUAUCGCCGAAAAAGUAUGGGACUGGCUAACUGAUGUGGGAUUUGUGCAGUCAAAUGGGACAAUUCUCAGUGUUUUUGAUGGCGCCAGUAUUGAUAAUAAUUGUCAAGAAUUAAUUCCGUAUCAAUGGACUUAUAAUUAUGGGCUAUUAAUUUCUGGCUGCGCAUACUUACAUUCUCACACUGGUGAUCAAAAAUGGUUUGAUAGGGUGUUGAGUUUACUUCAUACCAUUAAAAUCAUGUUUUUCACCAAUGAUAUCAUGUAUGAGCAAGCCUGCGAAGGAGUGAAAACUUGUGACAAUGAUCAAAAGUCUUUUAAAUCUGUCUUUUCCAGAUUUCUUGGGCAAACUGCAGUAUUGAUUCCUGAUCUAAAUGAAUCUAUCAGACCACUACUUGAAGCUUCUGCUGUAGCUGCAGCUAAGACUUGUAAUGGCACAGUGCCUGGAACCGGAAGGGCCAAUGCAUGUGGGGUUCAAUGGACUUCUGGAAGCUUUGACAAUAACGCAGGACUAGGACAGGAACUCAGUGCAAUGGAAGUGUUUACUAGUGUUCUUGCCAUUAAUGAAACUACGAUUGGGGCCUUCUCAGUGCCAUUUAGCAAAAAUACCGGAGGAAACUCUACGGGAGGAGUAGUAUUAAACACCGAUAGACAAGUAGAUCAUGGCUUUCAGAAGAAAAAGACCAUAGAUUCUGUUUGGGCAGGACUUUUAACGGCAAUAAGUUUCGUUUUUUUCAUAAUUGUUGGGAUCUUGUUAAUUUAA
This is a messenger RNA of Saccharomycopsis crataegensis, 1365 nucleotides long. RefSeq names its product glycoside hydrolase family 76 protein. Gene Ontology annotation, biological process: carbohydrate catabolic process; budding cell bud growth; fungal-type cell wall biogenesis. The transcript has a single exon. The record is from RefSeq and is a predicted model, not a curated record. Bases 1 to 1365 code for a protein of 454 amino acids. NCBI's taxonomy places the organism in Eukaryota, Fungi, Ascomycota, Saccharomycetes, Ascoideales, Saccharomycopsidaceae. Gene Ontology annotation, molecular function: mannan endo-1,6-alpha-mannosidase activity.